AUGACUCGUUCACUUCACCCACACAAAUAUUCCGAACUGGGGAGCAAUGAAUCGGUCUGGUCACGCCCUCUGUGCGUGCAGGGUUAUGUGCGGGGUCUACCGCGCGCCGGCAGAGGGCGGCAGGAGCGCUGCAGCUCGGCUCCAGUGUGGCGGCGCGCGGCUCUAAAUAUAGCGCCGGCGCCGCCCGCACCCACUGAUUCACACAUAACAAGACAGCGGCGACUACGAGCGACCACUGUUAUCCGUACCAGUCCCUGCACUUUCUGGGUUAACUACCAACAAAAUAAUGUUUUAUGA
Molecule: messenger RNA, 297 nt
Organism: Arctia plantaginis
Lineage: Eukaryota; Metazoa; Arthropoda; Insecta; Lepidoptera; Erebidae
Source: the annotation of a GenBank genome assembly